Messenger RNA from Nelumbo nucifera (sacred lotus), 2245 nucleotides. RefSeq lists its product as uncharacterized. The record is from RefSeq and is a predicted model, not a curated record. Lineage: Eukaryota; Viridiplantae; Streptophyta; Magnoliopsida; Proteales; Nelumbonaceae.
UUGGAGAUCUUUUUUAUCUUAUUUGAGCGUGAGAAUGGCAGAGCAGUUUGGGUCCCCUCCCCCUUGCUUGGUUGUUUGCUAGUUUUAUUUCCUCAGACAAAUUGGUCUUUUAAAUAGAGAGAAAAGAAACAAAAACAGUGAUAAUGUAAGAGGACUAUACAUUCCAUAACCGUCUCUCCGUCAUGAAUUCCUCUCCUCUUUGGAUCUGAAAGCAGAUUUUGGCGUCAAGCAAGUUCCGAUCCAUUUGGGUUGUUUGUUCUUCCCUUCCUUCCAUUUCAAUCAUUUAAUCCCACUGAAAGAAGAAUGUUCUUAACUAGGAUGUGAUGAGUCUUUCCACUUGUCUUUUUAUCCGGAGUACAUCUCCUAAAGCAUUGGAUACCAAAAGCCAAGAGUGAAAAAGUAGCUAUUGUCUUCCUGGAGAUCUCUUCUUAUGAGGACUAUUCUCAAAAAUCCUUCUAUUUCUCUCAGUCCAUAAGGCCCAGACAACCACAGUGGUAAAAUGUAUCAGAGAAGAGAGUAAUGGCAGCAGCAGAAGCAAGGGCUGCUUGGCAGCGCACAGCUAAUCGGUGUUUUGUCCAAGAAGAUGCCAAAAGAGCUCCAAAAUUAGCUUGUUGCCCAUCAGCUUCAUCAUCUAAACCACAGGUCGAUGUCGGAGCUGGUGAUUUACCACAUGGGCCAGAUCAUCCAAUCACAGGUUUCAUGCCUCUGAACUGGAAUCCUUCAAAUUCCAAUCUUCCACCUGACACAAAAUGGUGGCUCCAGUUGCAACCCAACUUUGGAUACCAGAAGGAUUUCACGUAUGAGCAGUUAAAUGACUCGGAGGCUGAGCUGGAAGUUUUGAGAGCUGAGGAAAUAAACCAGGCCUCCAUACUUGGUGCAGACAACCUGUUUAUCAAAGAAGAUAGUAUUCAUGCUGAAAGCAACAAGAAUGCUGAAUCUUUUUCAGAGCCCCAGUGGCAAGCUGGGGUCCCUGCUACAUGUAUGAAACAUGAAGCAGAAACUAGAGUGUGUGAACUAAAGGCUGUGAAUAGUAAAAAACAGCCACUUAAACAUAAGGACAUAGGAGAUUACUGGUACCAGGAUGAGGAAUUAGUAGACUUGGAUCCCAGCUUAAUAUCAAAACAAUCUGAAAAGGUUUUUUCCUAUUCACAGACCCCUUGGAUAGGAGCUGAGAAGACUGAACCAUGGUGGCGAAUCAUGGAUAAAGAUGAUUUAGCUUCCUUGGUUGCAAAGAAGUCACUUGAGCAUAUUGAGAAUUGUGAUCUCCCUCGACCACAGACAAUGCAUGUUAGUAGAGGCCAAUUUGCUUGUCAUGAGUGCUUCAACCAUGACACAAUUUUCUCCUCAUCUUUAGAUAAAAAAUCACACAGUAAUCUCUCCAACCUGACUGACUAUUUAUGGGGCAGUCCCACUUCACAAAACAUGGAUGAGAAAGAAUUGGCAUCUGAUGAAGUGGGGAACUCACUCUACCGAUUAGAUGAACCUUUCAGAAGCAGAAACUCAGUGCCUGUGGUUACCUCUAGUAGUUCCAGCAGUCAAAGAACAAGCAAGGAUCCAGCAGAGAGCAAGCACACCUUGGAGGGUGAUCCAAGCAAAGCUCAGCUGUUGGAGGCACUCCGUCACUCCCAAACCCGGGCAAGGGAGGCUGAAAAGGCAGCCCAGAAGGCCUACAGUGAGAAGGAACACAUCAUCAAGCUCUUUUUCAAACAAGCCUCGCAACUGUUUGCAUAUAAGCAGUGGUUCCAACUGUUGCAGUUGGAGGCUCUUUGUGUCCAGCUCAAGAACAAGGACCAGCCAAUCUCCACACUCUUCCCAAUGAUCUUACCAUGGAUGCCGUGCAAAGCUAGGCAACUGAGGAAGGGUCAGCACAAGGCUGCAAAGAGGAAUAGAGGUUCAUCAAAGCAUGAUAUUUGUAGGUAUGCUUUUGCUUUUGCAGUGGGUUUGAGCCUCGCUGGCGCUGGGUUGUUCCUUGGGUGGACCAUGGGGUGGCUGCUACCUACUUUCUAGACAGCUUCCAAACAUAUUGCCUAUAGCUGCCCAACACCUGCUGGUGUUUAUGAGCUUUUAUACAAGUGUAUGUAGUACUUUUCUAUGGUCCUUGGAUUGUAUAGGUUAUGCACCUUCUGUACAAAUGACGUGAUGAGAUGUAUAUGUGUAUAUAUUAGUGAACAGUAUGCAGCUGGAAUUCAGAGAUAUAUUAACUUCAAGCUAUUGCUUAAGGAGGGAGGGAGAAUUUGAAGUUUUA